Phascolarctos cinereus (koala) is the source of this 2704-nucleotide messenger RNA. The record is from RefSeq and is a predicted model, not a curated record. Lineage: Eukaryota; Metazoa; Chordata; Mammalia; Diprotodontia; Phascolarctidae.
CAAAGUCAGCUUCUAUUCUAGAAUCCCCCCCAUACCGAGUCCAACACCGCAGCAGCACAUCCUCCCCAACCAGAGAACUCAGUGCCUGCAAAUGCCUAGUCCUUGCCCCUGAGCACAGUGGGGAGCCCGGGGCGGCACCUACCUCUGGCACACCUGCCUCCCCUCACCCCAACCUCCUGCAUAUGCACUGGCUCGAACCCUGGUCUCUCUGUAGGAGUUCGUGCUGCCCAGCCCCUGUUUUUCUCCAUGACCAGGUGAGCUUGCCAGCUGCCCCACCUCCCCUGGACCUCUAGCCACAUCAUGAAGAGUAGCACUAAGCGAGAUUCAAACCGGCGGGCAUUCAUGGAUCAGGUGCGGGAGUGCCGGGACAACGGCUACCUGCUGUCCUCCAAGAAGAUCGGCUCAGGAGCUUUCUCCAAAGUCUACCUGGGCUAUGCCACUCAUGAGAGAAUGCGUCAGAACUACAAGCUGUCCUCUGACCUGCGAGCCAAGCGCCACACCAUGGUGGCCAUUAAGAUAAUAUCUACAGCCGAAGCCCCCUUAGAGUACUCCCGGAAGUUCCUUCCCCGAGAGAUCUACUCACUCAAUGCCACCUACAAACAUCUCAAUGUGAUUCAGCUUUAUGAGACAUACCGGAACAGCCAGCGCUCAUACCUUGUUCUGGAGCUUGCAUCCCGUGGAGACCUGCUGGAGCACAUCAAUGCCACAUCGGAUCGGCGCUGCUGCCCUGGGCUGGAGGAGGAGGAGGCCAGAAGGCUCUUCCGCCAGCUCGUCAGUGCUGUGGCCCACUGCCACAACGUGGGCAUUGUUCAUCGGGAUCUCAAGUGUGAGAACAUUCUGCUGGAUGAUCGAGGGUUUGUGAAGCUGACUGACUUUGGCUUUGCUAAUCGGACCGCAGUGAAGAAUUCUCUACUGAGCACAUUCUGUGGCUCUGUGGCCUACACAGCCCCUGAGAUCCUCAUGAGCAAGAAGUACAAUGGUGAACAGGCCGACCUGUGGAGCCUUGGUGUGAUCCUCUACGCCAUGGUGACAGGGAAGCUGCCCUUCAAGGAGAGACAACCCCAUAAAAUGCUGCACCUCAUGCGCCAGAGCCUGGCCUUCUGGCCCAGCCUGUCCCAAGAGUGCCAGGACCUGAUCCAGGGUCUGCUUCAAUUGCGGCCAAGAGCCCGGCUGGGCCUGCAGCAGGUGGCUUCCCACUGCUGGAUGCUGCCUGCAUCCCAUGCCCUGUUCCACAAUGUGCUCAAUGCAAUGCCAGGGACUGAGGAGAAAGCCCUGAAGAGUAAUCUGGCAUCAGGCCCCCCCCUCCUUCACCUUGACCCCGUCACCCAAGAGGACCCCUCACUUCCACUCUGUGUUAUAGAGGAAUUGGAGGGAUCUGAACCACAGGACCAUGAAGCAGGAGCCCUGACCCCUGCAACCAUAAGGAUGCUUGAGGGGCCUUCUGAGGCCAGCCCUGAGCAGGCCCCAACGUGCGAGCUGUCAGCACCGGCCCUGAUCCGGCCACCCAGUUCCCUCUUCCAGCUGCCAUCUCCUCAGUUGGCACAGACUUUGGGUCCAGGUCCAGGUCCUGGCCCUGUAUCCCCACCCACUUGCCCUCCAUCAAUAGGUCGGCCUAGCAUACUGGCCAGCCUGAAGCCUAAUUUCCACAAGACUGGGAAUUUGCCAUCAUGGGGAGGAAUGGGAUCCCGGGGCCCUUCAGGGGGCAGCCUAGCUGGACCCAGUGCUUCCCAACAGAUUCUGUCCCUCUACUCCAUGUCUGUGAUUCGGAAAGCCCCACUGCACCGCCUGGUCAAUUGAGGGAAGGGGUUGGAUUGGGUAAGGGGAGUGGGGACAGGGACUAGAUAAAGUAUUUAUUCUGUCAGAGCUGCUGGAGAUGUCUCUGGGGAGGGCUGGUGGGAAGCAGCACAUGGAGUUCUGUGUGCCCUGCCCUGGACCAGGAACUGGGGGGACAAUGGAAGGGAAAGGAGAGGCAGUCUCCCUCUAACUUAGGGAAGGCUCUAAUCUAAUCUAAUAGGCCCAGCUUACAUGCAACCUCCUCAGAGAAUCAGAGAGUAGUAGAAAUGAACACCAAAGGCUGCCUAGAUGACCUCCCCAAACCACAACAGCCCUCCUUCCCAUGAAGCCUUCCACAAAGUUCUCAGCUAGAAGUGAUUUUCUCCUAUUAAUUCUAAUAACACCUCAUUUUGUAGGCACUUGAGAGAAAAGUAGUGAGCACCAAGAACUAGCACGGGUUCACCCAGAAAAGGCUGUAUAGGACUAACCUCAUUUCCAUUUUCAAUAGGAUUACUGGACUGGUAAGUCAGGGGAAGGUAAGGACAUAGUACAGGGAUCCCGAAAAUCUUCAUGCAGUUUUAAGCUACCUAACGCUGUACUAAGUUUAAAACUGCAUGAAAACUUCUGAGACCCCCCGAAUUAUGCCUGGAUUUCAGGAAAACACUUCACAAAGUCUUUCACGUUAUCUUUAUGGACAAACCUGAGGUGGACAAUAGCAUAGGUAGGGAGAUUCAAACCAGUAGAACAACCAGAUCAAGAGCAGUGACUAAUGGGAUCAUGGUCACUGUGGGAAAGCUCACGUUCUCAGUUUAUGCUGUUCUACAUUUUUAACCAAUGAUCUAGAUGAAGUCAUAGAAGCAAUGUCGAUCCGACUUAGAGAUGAUGAUGAUGAUGUGGCUGACAGGGAUUUGAAAAGGCUGGAAGAAUGAAC